This is a messenger RNA of Camellia sinensis, 2802 nucleotides long. RefSeq names its product Alpha/Beta hydrolase fold-containing protein. NCBI's taxonomy places the organism in Eukaryota, Viridiplantae, Streptophyta, Magnoliopsida, Ericales, Theaceae. The record is from RefSeq and is a predicted model, not a curated record. Gene Ontology annotation, biological process: lipid catabolic process.
AAAUGCUUUGAAACCCCAAAACCAGAGCAGAUCGUAUAUAUCAAUGUUCGAAUCAAAUCCAAAACAAUAAAACAAAAAAAAAGACGCGAAAACGAGAUUUAGAUUGAAAACAAAGUCUCACUCUGACCUCUGAAUUCAAUUCCUUUACUUUACUUGUUUGGUUCAGUCUAAGAUUCGAAUUCGCUGAAGUCGAAGAAAGUCAUCGUUGUGAAAAAUCGAGUUCUUCAGUUAUGCACAGAUUUAAGGAUCGGAUAAUCAUGGCCACUGCAACUAUGGCCACUGCCGCUGGUGCAGCGGCUCUUUUAUAUUAUACAUUGAACCGGAAACUACAAUCGAGUGUGCCUAUAGAAGACGACGAGGAAAAUGGUACCGAUAUAAGCAAUCAUACUCCUUUAGGAAUCGAUCGAGUUUCUCAUAGACUUAUUCAAGCCCCUGCAACAUGGUUGGAGACGAUUUCGACCUUGUCGGAGACUCUUAGGUUUACCUAUUCUGAGACUUUAGGGAAGUGGCCUAUUGGGGAUUUGGCAUUUGGGAUCAACUUUCUUUUAAAGAGGCAGGGAAACUUGCAUGUCGCAAGUGUGUAUGGUGGGGAAGAAAGUUUACAGCUCAAAGGGCCUGAAAUAAAAGCCGAGCUUAGAUAUCUCCUAAAUUUGUUGACCCUUUGUUGGCACUUCUCGAAAAAACCAUUUCCAUUAUUUUUACAGGAGACGGGCUAUUCUGAAGGAAAUGUUCUCCUUCAGGAACCCAAAGCCGGAAUUUUGAAGCCGGCUUUUACAAUUCUAGUUGAUCACAAAACAAGAUUUUUCCUCUUACUGAUUCGUGGAACUCAUAGUAUCAAGGAUACUCUGACUGCUGCAACUGGAGCGGUGGUGCCAUUCCAUCACUCUGUUGUGCAUGAGGGGGGAGUUAGUAAUUUGGUCUUAGGUUAUGCACACUGCGGAAUGGUUGCAGCUGCUAGAUGGAUAGCAAAGCUUGCAACUCCUUGUCUUAUUAAAGCACUUGAUCAACAUCCUGAUUAUAAACUUAAGAUUGUGGGACACUCCUUGGGUGGUGGCACUGCAGCAAUUUUAACGUAUGUACUACGUGAGAGGAAGGAAUUGUCAACAGCUACUUGUGUGACAUUUGCACCAGCUGCUUGUAUGACAUGGGAGUUGGCAGAAUCAGGCAAUGACUUCAUUACUUCAGUUAUAAAUGGAGCUGAUUUGGUUCCUACAUUCUCAGCUGCUUCAGUGGAUGACUUGCGUGCUGAGGUGACUGCAUCUGCUUGGCUGAAUGAUCUUAGAAAUCAGAUUGAGCGUACAAGAAUCCUAAGUACUGUCUAUCGAUCUGCUUCAGCUUUGGGGUCUCGUCUUCCAUCAAUAGCCAGUGCUAGAGCAAAAGUUGCUGGGGCCGGUGCAAUUUUGCGUCCGGUUUCCAAUGGUACGCAGGUUGUGAUGAGGCGAGCCCAAAGCAUGGCUCAGGCAGCAUGGUCGCGUCCUUCUCUGCGGUUAUCCUCAUGGUCAUGCAUGGGCCCACGUCGUCGGCUCACAGCUGCUCAUUCAUUCUCCAAAGAAGAGGGGAGUGCUUUGGAAUCUUCUUCCCCUAGAACAGAAACUUCUGAACCUUUUCUCACACACACUCUUGAGACCACCACAUCUAUGGUGGAAGAAACCACAGAAGUUCCCAUUUCUUCAUCUCAAGCAAUGGUAUGGGAUUCAGAAAUAGAGUGCUCGUGUUCCAAUGAAAUGAGUCCACAUGCUGACAUGGAUCAUAAUCUCGAUGAUGGUGAAGAUCUCAUGGGCCACAACACACACGAAGACCGUAUGACUGAAGUUGAGUUAUGGCAACAAAUUGAAAACGAGCUUUACAAUCGUAUGGAAGGUGAGGAAGCUGACGUGGCGAAGGAAAUAAUGGAAGAAGAAGCAGCAGCCAUUGCGGAGGUAGCUGAGAGCCAGCCACAGUGCUCCUUGCCAGAAAUAAAGGAGGUGCAUAGAUUUUUCCCUCCAGGAAGGAUCAUGCAUAUAAUUACGCUUCUGUCUGACAAUGUCAGUUCUGUAGAUGAUAUAUCCAGUUCUAGUGACAGAGAUGAUGACCAGCCAGCAGAGACAAAGGCGGGGAUAUUCCACACCCCUAGGUCAUUGUAUAGUAAACUGAGGCUUUCACAAACGAUGAUAAGUGAUCACUUCAUGCCAGUUUAUAGAAGACAAAUUGAAAAGCUUAUUACCGAACUUGAGAAGGAAGAAGCAGCUUUGGACAACUGUCAUUCUGGUGAAAAACCAGGAGAGGCAGUGUAAUAAGGAUCAUUGGAUGACAUUUGGAUUUGGGUUUUUUUGGUACAGCCGUACCGAGACUCUCUUGGUUCCAACUCCAUGAUUUUCAGAAUGCAGUUAGCUCCAGAUCUUUAGUACUUCAUUGCCAUUGUUGAAAUGAGAAAGCAAAGCAUGCAGAUGGAAACCUCAAGAGUGAUGUUUUGACUGGAGCUCCUGAAAUCAUGCUUGUAAAUGAAAAUGUGGGAAGGUCGUGGUGCUGCACUGCAACCUUGACAAUAUGAUUCUUGAAAUCAUUGUCUUCUGUAAAGUAGUGUUUGGGCUGAAAUCAUGAUUUUUUUGAUUUUUCAAUCAAGUUUGUUUGUGUCCUAUUUGUUAUUAAUUCUAGCUUGACACUGUUCUAUCAGAUCGACUCAAGGAUGAAUGGCAUAGGCAAAGGGUUUGCUUUGCCAAUACAGGGAAGAAAUAAGAUUUUUAGUUCAACAGUGGCAUUCUGAACUAGAUUACUGGUUAUUUUUGUACCAGACUUGAUUAACCAUUUAUCUUGACAGCCUAA